Messenger RNA from Peromyscus leucopus (white-footed mouse), 3655 nucleotides. RefSeq lists its product as uncharacterized. The transcript has 2 exons. The record is from RefSeq and is a predicted model, not a curated record. Lineage: Eukaryota; Metazoa; Chordata; Mammalia; Rodentia; Cricetidae. Bases 553 to 870 code for a protein of 105 amino acids.
GUAUGGAAAGUUUUAAUAGGAAUGGAGAAGUACUUUUGCACUGAUUUAAAAACAGGAUAAUUAAGGACUGCUUUAAAAUAGUACAAAAAAAUCGAUACAUGGUAUGGGAAAAAAUAAUAAAAUCGGUAAGUUACACUAUAGGUGACAUAACUACUUAUGUGACAGAUGGGUGAAUUGAGGCACAGGGCGGCUUCGGCCCCAGGCCGCCGAGAGGGAAGAUUCUGGGGGACCCAACACCGCGUGCGCACGUGAAAACCGCCGGGGACACUCCGGCCCCUCCCGCCUCGCUGCCGGGCGAGCGAGCCGCGGCCACGUGAUGUGGCUUGUCCAUCACCGCGGAGGGCGGGGCCGCGGGGCCGGUCCUCGCUAUUCUCCCGGUUCUCCAGUCGGGAAAGAGGAGCCGUCACGGUGGGCGGGCUCGCCCCGCCUUCUCCGCGGCGGCCGCCCAGUGCGGGGCGGGCCCAGCCGCCGCCACCCUCCAGUGGGGUCCGGGUGAGCCCCGACCGGCUGCAGCGAGAGGGUGAGGCGCACGUCACUCAAGAGCCUCCGCCAAUGGGCAACGCGCGCUGCCCGCGGCGCCCGCCCCCGCAUCGGAUUCCCGGCGCGCGCGUAGCCUUCCCUCAGGCCGCCGAGGCGGCGCCCGCCCGCGCUUCCAUCCGGGUUCUCGCGCGCUGCUCUCCGGGCGCGGCGGCGGCGGGCCGCGGUGGGGAAGGCCGGACCGUUCCCGCGGCGGCGGCGGCGGCGGCGGCGGCGGCCGGAGGUCUUCUCCGCCAGCCUGAGGGAACCAGGAUUACGAAGGAGAAUGGCUUCCUGGCGAACUCAACUGUGAUUACAACAUUCACCGUGGAUGUCCUCUUCACUGUGGGAUGAGGUAGUAGGUUGUAUAGUUUUAGGGUCACACCCACCACUGGGAGAUAACUAUACAAUCUACUGUCUUUCCUAAGGUGAUGGAAAAGUCUGCAUUCAUGUGGUUUUAUAGAAGAUCAAGAACUAACUGUAGUGUUUUUAAAGUGUAACUUGCCUUAAAAGGCAUUUAUUUAUAAUGUGCAUGUCUUUUAGUGAUUAAAAAAAUUAACAAGUAUAAAAUGGGAAUGGGACAAAUUUUUACUUACAUGUUUUCUAUGUCAGUGUAAAUGAGGAUUUAAUUUUGAUUGAUGCUGAUAAUGAAAUUAACCUUUCUUGAAAGAGAUUGAUGAUUAUUCAAGAAGAAAAAAUUGCUCUAUCAGAGUGAGGUAGUAGAUUGUAUAGUUGUGGGGUAGUGAUUUUACCCUGUUCAGGAGAUAACUAUACAAUCUAUUGCCUUCCCUGAGGAGUAGACUUGCUGCAUUGUUUUUAUCUAGAGGAUAUUAAAAAACUUAGAUGAAUUUUGACUUUUUUGUUUUACAGAUAAUUUCCUCAAUGUGCAAUAAACAUUGUCAUGUAACAUUUUUAGUGUUCAUGUUUCAAAAAGUUUAGACAUAUCUGAAUGGGGAAAGUAAGUAUCUAGGACCAGGCCUGUUGGGAUAAUGAAUUGAUUCAUUGCUCUACAUUUGUGUCUAGGGAGAGAUGUCUUGGGUAAAUGGACAUAGCAAUUGGAAAGGGAACUUCUGGGCUAGAUUGAAAUCAAGUUGCUUAUUUCCAUACUUAGAAUGCUAUAGGUAUUAAUACUACUUUAUUGGUAUGUUGGUUUGGAUAGACUUUACUGGCCAACAAAAAGGAAAGAGGGGCUCUGGCUUCUGCCCUUGCUCUGCUAAUACCUUGGUUUUGCCCACAAAACAAAAGAAUCACCCAAAACACAGGUGGCAAAGUCCAUAAUUGUAGCUUUAAGGAAACAUGAGAGGGGUGUUAGAAAAGGUUAUUUGAAUGUUAGCACCAUCAAUGGGCUCAUGUCCCAACUUUUUCUAGUGAUCAAACUAUCUGGGGCCUUUUAAGCAUAGCCAAAAGCUCCAGGUUUUAAGUAUUUGCUGUUCAAAUUAUUUGGAGUGAAGUAGGGGAAAGGCAGAAUGUGGAAGGCAUGAGCAAUUAUAAUAUUUGAUUAUAACUGCAAAGCAAUGUCAUAGUCAGUAUGAUCUUUACAUGAAACAAACUGUCCUUUGAGUAAGCUCAAUCCAAGUGAGUAUCCUUGAACCAGACUUCAACUUUUUAUUUAAUAUCUGGCGUAGACAGGCACUUUGGAAAAUUGGUCUUUGUUCUAAAUUUGAUGUAUAAAACAUUGAGGAGCAGGGGAACUUACACAGCUAAUUUAAUAAUGCCCCCCAAAAAGUGGAAAUGUUUUAAGACAUUCUUUUUUGCUUAAUCUUAAAUUGACAAUAUGUAUGACCCAUUGGAUGUGUUGCAAGUAGCUGAGGAAUUUUGUGGUUUUCUGCUCCUUUUACCAUGGAAAUCUACUAGUUUAUAGUUUUGAAAUAUGCUGGAGUAUAAAGUGCCUGGAGACAGCACUUUAUAUUUUUGUUAUUAAUUGCAUGAGGUCUAACAUCCUUCAAGUAGAUGGAACUUGGAGAACUGGUGUAUUUUGUAAAACCACUUAACAGUGACUAUUGAGAGAUGAUUUCUUAAAGUUGGUCUUGCUAGUGGCAAAAGUCAUGACCAGAAUUUGCUUCUGUUUAAAUUCAGGCAUCAAAAAUUGAAAUAAUUCCUUGGGUCAAUGGAGAUGCUAACUAUAAGUGAGAAGCAUGUGGCCUAUAUAUGGGACAAGCUUUAAGUUCAUUUGUUUCAAUUGAUAGAUCACAAGCAAGAUUUAUAUAUAUAUUAUCAGGUAAUUUUCUAGUUACCAAGAGGCCAUUUUGUGAGACUUUAUUUGAAUUUUGAUAAUUGUUUUAAAUGUAAGUGACUAGUAUGCAGUGGCCCGAGUAUUAGACUUGUUUUUUUUUUAAAAUCCUCAUUUAAUUGGAUUUUAAUUUUGUAACUUAAAUUUGAUUUUUUUUUUUAAUUGAUGCCUUUUGGCUUUUGCCAAGAUCAGGUGGCCAAGAACUUUUAAGAACACCAGUGAAAGAAGUCUUAAGUGGUUGAAUUUUGAAGCGACUUAAAGGCCUGGGUUAACGUGCUUGAAGCAUCUGCCACGUAGAAGACCAGCAAGAAUAAAAUGGGUUCCUAGGAAGAGGUAGUAGGUUGCAUAGUUUUAGGGCAGGGAUUUUGCCCACAAGGAGGUAACUAUACGACCUGCUGCCUUUCUUAGGGCCUUAUUAUACCACCGUACCAUUUCCUUUCUGCCUUGACUUGGCGUAAGAGAGUUCUUCCUGCAGGUAUUCUCGUAAGUGGAAACAGUGCAGGCAUCCUGAAGACAGUGUUUGCACUGAUGAUUAGUAAACAGCAGCAUGCCACCAGUGUCCAUUAUAGUCAUCUAAUGAGAAAUUGAGAUUUCCAAAGCUGUUUAUGUAUCUUAUAUUUGGGUCAGUGGGAGGUUUUGGAAAGCAGCGUUUUCAUAUUCAUCUUUUGUUUAAUUUUCUUUGUGACACGGAGAGGUUGGCUAUUCCUGUAUUAUAUUUGAAAAAGCAUUUAACAAAACGGGAUAUUUGGUUUUAAUACUGUAAAUAUGUAAAAUUUAUGUUUCCUGUAUAGUGUGGGAAAUGUUGCAUUGGAUGGCUCAUUAUACAGCGUGUAACUUGACAAUAUAAAUGAAAAUAGUUGUUAGGAUAGUAGACUAGCAUUUUCAAUAAAAAUAUGACAUACUUUAAAA